GAGAAGGAGAGAGCUUUGGAACAGGAGAAGGCCUUGCACAGAGAGAAAGAGGAGAGGGAAAGUCAUCUUCCUCCAUGGAAGCGUAGUUGUGAUUUUGGUCUUACCCCCCUGCCUACUCCUUCCCUCUCCACAGGAGCAGGUAAGAUGGCGGCAACAGUGGAGGGUGGGGAGCCCAAAGUGCCAUCCCUACCCCAAAAAGCAUUAAGAGACAACCGGCCAGCUGAAUCUGGUACGCCCCUGUCACAAUCUCUAGCAACGUCUCUGUCACCCCAGUCCUCCUUCAAGAAGUUCCGUUUCUUGAGAGACCCCAUAGUUCUAUCCCAGUCUUCUGCAUCCAGGGUCAUCAAGAGGCCCCGUACAUUCUCUGAAAGCCCCCAUCCUCAUUCCUUAGCUCUCCAGUCCCCCAGCAAACCUGGGGAAGCAGAGCAGGAAGGUACUCAGCAAGGGGCCCAGCCUUCUGCUUGGCAAGCAGCACCAAAGAAGCCUGCAAGUCAGGGGGUCCCUGUUUCUGGAGCAGACACGUUGGGGACGACAGGGCCAGAGAGGGAGACCCCAGUGAUUGCCACACUGGGCAAGAGUCCUGAAGAAGAAAAGGGUAAGAGCCUGGUCUCAGAGGAGCAUGUCCAAGCACAUAGAGAGGAGACAGACAAACAGGCGGUGGGAGAGAUGGCCAGAGAAGCAAACACCCCCUCAGGUCCAGCGGGAGCUGUGCUACCUCCCUCACCCCAACCAGUGGAAGGCAAGUUAGAAAAAGGAAGGGAGAGAAGUCAAAAGAAAGAAGAAAAGCUGGGAAGACUGUCUUCCUCGUCUAAUGACUCCUCAGAUUCUGACUCUGGGUCGUCGUCCUUAGGUUCGUCUGGUUCAUCAUCAUCCCAGGGCAAAACACACACCACUCCCAGUGGUAGAAGGCCUGAGAAACCUCAGACAAACACCAUAUCCCAGGAUACGGAAACGGUUAGUCAACCUGAGGAUCCAACUGAGGCCCCAAAAGCCCCACAGCAUAAAAAGCGAGUAUCUGGGGAGGAGGAAGAGGACAUAAACAUUGAUGGAGCCAGACACAGGAAGAAACCAUUCCUUGGAAUACAUGCAGGAGAAGAUAAUAGGCAGAAGGACAGCAAGGGAGAGGAGGUGAAGACAGACACUACAAGGGAGGUGAAUGUGGCUGCCAUGGCUGAGCCUAAGAAGGCUCCUGAGAGCAGUGAGGAGUGUGUGACACCAAAAGCAUUCACAGCCCGUAGGAUCUCCCUUAGCAGCAGCAAGGCCUCUCCAGGUGCUGUUACUGCAGAGGGCGAAACAGAGUCUGGGGCUGGGAGGAAGAGGCGAUGGGGAUCCAGCACUGCAGUCACAACCAAGAAAUCAUCCAUGAGCAUCACCACAGACUCUCUGAAGUCUCUGAUCCCAGACAUCAGACUGUGUCCAGGCCAGGAGAUGGUGGUGGAUCUGCACCCAGAGGAGGAUCACCUCUCUGGGGUGGAGGGCAGGGAGCGGGGUGAGCAGGACCUCAAGAUCAGACGCACAGUCACACAGGUGGUCCCGUCAGUGACCCAGGAGAAUGGACAGAAGGAGUCCAAGAGGAGUGGACACGAGGAGGAAGACCGAGAGGAUGGAAGGGAGGUUAAAGAAGACAGAGAGGAGAAGAUGGAUGGCUCAUUCCAGAGCGACUCCAUGGAGACACAAUGCACCUCUCCCCCCAGCCAUGACAUGGAGAUGAAAACAGUGACCCCCAGUGACACAAUGAUCCGUCGCUCCAUCAGCCAGAAGAAGUCUGGCGUGUCCAUCACCAUAGAUGACCCUGUCCGCAUGGCCAAGCAGCCCUCUCCUCCACGAGGCAAAGUGUCCAACAUCGUCCACGUGUCCAACCUGGUUCGUCCGUUCACCCUGAGCCAGCUGAAGGAGCUGCUCGGUAGGACCGGCACCAUGCACGAGGACUGUUUCUGGAUCGACAAGAUCAAAUCUCACUGCUACGUCACAUACUCCAGUGCAGAGGAGUCAAUUGCCACUCGUGCAGCCCUGCAUGGGGUGAAAUGGCCUCAAAGCAACCCAAAGUUCCUCAGUUUGGACUUCAUUCAGCAGGAGGAGCUGGAUUUCCACAGAGGCCUGCCUCCCCCUGAGAGGGCUGGGGAGGGUGAGCGGGGGGCUGCGGCGGUGCCUGGUCGGGGGGCAGCCCUGCCCCCUUUCCUGCCCGAACGGGAACAGUGGGCGGAGCGAGAGCGUGAGAUGGAGCACAGGGAGAGGACCCGGGCUGAGAGGGAGUGGGACAGGGACAAGGUCCGGGACAUUGGUCCAGGAAAACCUGGAGAGGAAGCGGUCCCCAGACGAUCCCGCUCCAGAGAGAGGAAACGCAAGGAGAGGAAGAUGGACAAGAAAGAGAAAGCUGCAGAUGAACCUCCUGUCAAACUGCUGGAUGAACUGUUCAAGAAAACCAAAGCAGCCCCUUGUAUAUACUGGCUGCCCCUCACAGAAGAGCAGUUUUCACAGAAGGAGACGGCUCAUCAAGAGCGCAUGAAGGAGCGAGAGAAGAGGAGGAAGGGGCAGCAAGAGGAGGUGGAGAAGAAAAGGGAAGAAGAUCGCAGAGAAAGGAUGAAAGCCGCAAGUGCUGCAUCUGGAGAAAGAGGCGAGGGGGAGCGGUACAGAGAGCAAGAGAGAGACUGGGGCAGAGAUGGAGAGAGUGACAAACACAGAGAAGACUGCUACCGCAGACCUGGGGGCAGCAGUGCAGGGGGGGCCAGACGCUCCCGCAGCCGCAGUGACACCCCACCUCGUGACAGACGACGCUAGAGGGAAUUUGUAUGGCUGGAACUGUCUUAAAAUACCCCCCCCCCCCCCCCAUUCCCCAUCACUACAUUUACGUUGUUACAAUAUAAGACCCUACAGUAGACCAACAGAUGUAGUCACGAUCUGUCACGUUUUUUAAACACACACUGACACAGAUGGGGACCAUGGUUUAGCAGUGUUUUCCCCCAGGCUGCUAUCUGUCUUGCUCCAUUAUGAAAGUUUAGAUUUUAUUUCAUUUUGCCUGACUGUUUUCUUUUUUUGUUUUCUUAUGUUCUUGUGAGAUUGACAGUAAGGCAACCCCCCCCCCCCCCCCCCAUACGUAAGUGCUUUACGUAGAGUUCUAUGCAUACACACACUGGUUUUUGGCCUUCACCAGUUGUAUGUGUGUGUGUUCCACGACUGGUUUCUGUGGGGUGCUUCAUCAUUGCUGCAUGUUGUCCCAGUCCACUGUGCUCAGCCUUGUGUCCUAGGGAGGACUGAUGUGUUUGUGCAGUGUUCUGUUCCCUCUGUCUUUGUUUAGUUUGAGGGAUGAGACUAUUAUCUGCAAGAUAGUAGAAAUGACACGCUCCUCUGAUCUGUGUUUUCAUCUUCUAAAUGCUUCUUUCUGCUCAUCCAAUAGUUCUCCCUGUACGGUCAACGCAAGCUGGAGAAGGGGUGCAUAUUAAAACUCCACACAAAUGGUUUUAAUAGUUUUUUAAAUCAUUAUUAAAGCUUUUUUUUGUUUACUCCCGUGAAUGUACAAAUAAAACAAGUUUGAAAAAGC
This is a messenger RNA of Oncorhynchus gorbuscha (pink salmon), 3538 nucleotides long. RefSeq names its product apoptotic chromatin condensation inducer in the nucleus-like. The transcript is spliced from 13 exons. The coding region runs from base 145 to 2778 and encodes 877 amino acids. Gene Ontology annotation, molecular function: nucleic acid binding. The record is from RefSeq and is a predicted model, not a curated record. NCBI's taxonomy places the organism in Eukaryota, Metazoa, Chordata, Actinopteri, Salmoniformes, Salmonidae.